This is a messenger RNA of Heterotrigona itama, 2046 nucleotides long. NCBI's taxonomy places the organism in Eukaryota, Metazoa, Arthropoda, Insecta, Hymenoptera, Apidae. The record is from the annotation of a GenBank genome assembly.
AUGCUUCGACUAACGAUUCUAACGUGUUUCCUGUUCGUCGCGUUGAGCGCGGCGGCGGAACCCUGGUACAAAAAUGCCAUCGUGUACCAAAUCUAUCCAAGGAGCUUCAAAGACAGCGACGGAGACGGCAUCGGCGACCUGAACGGUAUCACGAGUGAGUUGGAACACGUGGCGGACAUCGGCGCGGACGCUAUCUGGCUGUCGCCGAUUUACAAGAGUCCGCAAGUGGAUUUCGGCUAUGACAUCUCCAACUUUACGGACAUCGAGCCAACUUAUGGAACGCUGGCGGAUUUCGACCGACUGGUUAAAAAGGCCAAGUCCCUCGGGCUCAAGGUGAUCCUGGACUUCGUGCCUAAUCACACCUCUCAUCAACAUCCCUGGUUCAAGGAGAGUAGCCAGAAGACCGGAAGGUACGACGACUUCUACGUUUGGCAUGACGCCAAGAUAGUCGAUGGGAUAAGACAUCCACCAAACAAUUGGCUGAGCAAUUUCCAAAACUCUGCCUGGGAAUGGAACGACGUCCGGAAGCAAUACUAUUUGCAUCAGUUCACCACUGGUCAGCCGGACUUGAACUACCGGAACGCGACCCUGAGGCAAGAGAUGAGUAAAAUGAUCCUCACCGAAGCAUACGCCUCUCUCGAUCUAACCGUCAAGUACUACAACUCUGGGUCCACCGUUCCCUUCAACUUCAUGUUCAUCGUCGAUCUGCACAACAAUUCCAACGCGAUGGACUUCAAAAGAUUGAUCGACAGGUGGAUGAAAGCCGUGCCGAGCGGCAAGGUGGCGAACUGGGUGGUAGGCAAUCACGACAACCAUCGGGUAGCCUCGAGAUUCGGUAGACAUCGAGCCGACGAGAUGACCAUGCUAGCGAUGACUCUGCCUGGCAUAGCGGUCAUUUACAACGGCGACGAGAUCGGAAUGGAGGACAGGAACUUCACAUACAAGGAGACGGUUGAUCCAGUUGGAUGCAACUCCGGUCCCGCCAGAUACUACUUGAGAUCCAGAGAUCCCGAGAGAACGCCCUACCAAUGGGACAACACCACCAGCGCCGGUUUCUCCACCAACAAGACAACCUGGCUGCCCGUCCAUUCGAAUUACAAAACUCUGAACUUGAAACGUCAGAAGGAAGAGUACUACUCUCAUUAUCAGGUUUUCAAGAGUCUGAUGAACGUGAAGAAACGGCCGGUGAUCGAACGGGGCUCGUUGAAGGUCGAGGUGUACGAUCAGAGAAUUCUGAGUAUCACUCGCGCUUUAGGGAACGACACUGUUAUUGUUAUGACCAACCCUUCCAGCAAACCUGCCGCUGUGAACAUUUCUUCCAGAAACGUUCCUCCUGUCCUCAUAGUUUACACCGCCGGCAUUGACUCGAAUGUUCGCCCGGCGCCGGCGGAGCCAAUUCGCGAGUCCUCGAAUAUUCAUAGAAUAAUUAGAGCGCGGCGUUCUUUAAGUCGGGUGUCCGAGGGAGGAGAGAUUUUGUGUGGUAACGUACCGAUUAAAAGUACCGCGAUACUUGAAAUUUGCGGGGAUUCAACGGGAACCGAGAGAGAAGAAAAAUUAGUUUGGCCAAGUUGGUCCGUGGCUGGCGUCGCGUCACGCGAAUCGCAGGUAACAACAUCGGGCAGUAACGGCUUGAAUUCCACGAAAUUUUCCGUGAAGCCGGUAGCCGGUAGAGAGAAAGUGGAGAGCAUUGUUCGGUCGUUCUCCAGAAGACGCAGCGAGGUAUGGAGAUGGGGCGGUGGUGGCGAGAGCUGGCGAGAGGUGGUGAGACGCGGCAUGCCGUUGGAGGCCCCCGUGUUGUACGCAUACGAGUGCCCGAGUGGAAAUUCUCAAGUUUUCAUGCAGACAGCCUCCAGUGUGCACCGCCACGCUGCUGCACCAAUCACGUUGAGUGCACAUUCUUCAACCUAUCCUGCUGUCUCUUGUUCCCCUUGGUCGUCCAAGCAGUUACCUCUCGAUAUACGAAGGAAUAUUGAUGACAAAUUCAACCUCUCCAGGCAAAAUCAUAUAUAUCAUCCCUCGUUGACGGAGAGCACGGUCAUGAAAUAA